This is a messenger RNA of Rotaria sordida, 428 nucleotides long. The record is from the annotation of a GenBank genome assembly. Lineage: Eukaryota; Metazoa; Rotifera; Eurotatoria; Philodinida; Philodinidae.
AUGAUUAAUGAACGAGUUAUCGAUGGUAUGGAUCAUUAUUUUGUUAUUUCAGCUACAUUUAUUAUGAAUUCAGGACCAUUUAUUGACGUAAUUCCAAUAAUAUUGAACUAUUUAGACUUGAAAAGUCUUGUUCAUUUAGCUGAAACGUGUCGUUUUUGGAAAGAACGUAUUUAUACAGAUGUGAAAUUGUGGCCAAAGGUGAUUGAAUUGCCUUAUGUUGGUUGCAUGGAUAAUUAUGUUGGUGCACAUAAUGUUCUUGAGGAUGUGAUUGAGGCAAAAUUAUGGUCAAUGGUUCGACCACCGGAUGAUCCACAGGCUUUGGAGAAAGUUUUAGAGAAAAUGGCAUCGUCCGAACAGAGUAUCAAGCGAUUUGCAUUGGUCAAAAAAGUAUGGCAACAAUUAAAAAUAAAAGAAAUUUUCCGAAAAUU